Messenger RNA from Mycetomoellerius zeteki, 1029 nucleotides. RefSeq lists its product as uncharacterized. The record is from RefSeq and is a predicted model, not a curated record. Lineage: Eukaryota; Metazoa; Arthropoda; Insecta; Hymenoptera; Formicidae. The transcript is spliced from 4 exons. Bases 56 to 796 code for a protein of 246 amino acids.
AAUUCGCAUAUCAACAGAGUCACUUCCAAGUGAUACCAAUAACUAAUAAGCAAGCAUGAGAAUCGCUAUAGCGUUGUGCUUUUCGGCUAUAUUUUGUACCGUAAAUUCGGCUGCCAUUCCAAUGAACUUUGACUAUUUGGAAGAUGAACAAUUUAUAAAAGUAAAAAAUACGAUAUUGAAUGUGGACCGUAUCGUAAAACGAAUUGCACGUGUCCAGGCUGAUACUAAAGAGGAUGCUAUAUUGACAAUUACGAAAAGAUGGAAUCAGCAAAUGAAUAAUUACAGAGAUUACGUUAAUCUAUUGGUCGAUUCGAUGCGCAGGGAAUUAAAUAACGUUAAAUUUAGAGGUGUAGAUGCCCAAUACUGUUACGAUACUAAUUUCUGGGCCAUAAACGAACAUGGGGACAUAGCGUAUCAAUCUGCUAUAAAAUGUCAAGAAUCUGCUGAAAUAUCUAUUGAAAACAGCCUUCAGUUUCUCGAUAGCCUCAAGUCGCUUGGGUACGAGUUGAUAAAAGAAUUGAAUGAUAUCUUCCUGAACUGCUAUGAUGACGAUACUACUAAAACGCAAAGUUGCUUCCUUAGCGAGUUCGGGAAAAUCAAUAACGCCGUGAAGGAGUUUGAAGAGGAUGCCAAAUACAUUGAGUAUAACUCAUUACCAGCGUCCAACUACGUCGUUCUGCAGACCACUCAAUGUCUGAGCAACGCUUACUUGUUAGCGCGCUUCGAAAGUCAGGGUGCAAUGAUGUCUAAUUCUAGAUGCAUUCGAAACGCCGUGAAUAAAAAAACUGAUGAAUAAAGUUUAAUCGUUUAAAAGAGUCUAAUGCAUUUGUCGCUUACAAUUUAUAUUCAAAAUUAUACUAGAGAGAAAACAAUGCAUUUUGACAAAUCAAUUAAUGCAAUCAAUUUGACAAAGAUGCUCUGUGUACGAUUAUAUGCGUGUAUCGAAACAAUGCUUUGAUCAUUAAUGGUGUGCUUUAUACGAUAUAUUUUUAAAGAUAUUUUUUAUGUAUGUAUAAUAUACUUAAGAGA